AUGAAAGAAAUACAACCAUUAUAAAUACCUAAUAUUCUCUUAAAAAAAAAUAUGUUUUAAAAUAAAGAUACAUUUGAAUCUAAAUGUAUAGUUUUUUUUUAUUUAAAUAAAAAAUAUUUAAUUAAAAACAAAGUUGAUUUCAUUAAAUUUAAAGGAAAUUAAUUUAUAUAAGUAGAUCCACCAAUAUUAAAAUUUAUAGGAUUCGAUAUAAAUAAAAUUAAUUCAUUAAAAUUAAAAGUUAUAAAUAAAGCUGAAGUAUCUCAAAGGAUACAUGUAUUACCUUUAGAUUCUGACAGUUUCGACUUUAAAAUGAAUAAAAAAGGAUUAGUUGCACCAGGAAUGAGUGAAGAAAUAACCAUAAUAUUAAAACCGGAGGAACACAAAUACUAUUUUACAACUCUUCGAAUUAAUUCAUAGACAGAAAAUAUUUUAGUGCCAAUUCAUGCUUAUCCAGUAAUUGACAGAGAAAAUAUAAGAAAUUUAUUUCCUCGUUUAAUAGAUUUUGGAGUGAUAGAAAUAGGUGAAAGUCGUACAAUUAUUAAUUUUUUAGAAUGCAAAAUACCAAUAAAUUUCGAAUUUGAAUUCGAAUUUUUAAAAGAGAAUACUGAGAUGUUUAUUCAACCAAUGAAAGGUAUAAUUCCAGCAUAAGGAAAAAUCGAGAUAAAUUUGAUAUACAAACCUUCAAGUAAUACAACUGCAAUAUCAGAAGUUGAACUUAAAAUAUCUUAAUUUGAUUUCGAACCUUUAAAAAUAAAACUUUUAGGCUCAGGAAAAUAUAAAGAUCCUAGCUAUCAGAAAAAAAAAAAAACUUAAAAACUAGAGAAACUGACUCUUUCUUUAAAUAAUUAUUCUCAAAUAUAAUAAAAUAAUUAUUCUCAAAUAUAAUAAAAUAAUUAUUCUCAAAUAUAAUAAAAUAAUUCAGUAUUUAAUAAUGAGAAAGAAUAAAUUCAUUUAUAGUUUGCUUAAAAAAAUAUUGAAAAUUAUCAAAAAAAUAUGAGUUAAACUUUUAUUAAAAAAGAAAAAAAAAAUGAAUAAUCAUAAGAGGAGCAAGAAUAUUAAGAAAUUUAAUAGUCUAAAUCUCCAAGAAAUUAAAAAGAGUGGCUUUUUAUAGAAAAAUGUUCACAGAUAAGUCUUAUGGAUAAAUAUAAAUAAAUCAAAUUUUUUUAAUGCAUAGGAGAUCGUCAAAUCUAAAUGUAUGAAAUUGAAGGAAUAAAAGAUGAAAGGACAUAAUAUAUAUAAUAGAAGUAUUAUUAAAUAGAAAUCGAAGGAAUUCAUAGACACGAUAAAAAAAUAAAUUAAGAUUAACCUAUUUUGGAUUAAAAGAUAGAAUAAUUAUAACCAACAUGGGAUUAUGAUAAAAAUGAUACUUUAAAAUUAAGAAAAAAUAAAUUAAAUAAUUUUGUAAAUGCAGUAACAAGAGUUGUUUUAAAAUAAAGAAUGGAAAAAGUGCUUUAAAAAAUAAAAAUUUGGUUAAAUAAUGCUUCCACAAAAGAAGAAGUAAAAAUUAUGGUAAACUAAGAAACUUAAAAAGCAGAUUAUUUAGGUUAAGGAAAAAAAAUUUUAUUAGUUUUUCUUUAAAUUUAAAUAAUCAAAUUCCCUAAGUAUUAUUUCCAAUUUAAUACGAAUCUUCAAAUAGGCAAUUAGAAUUUAAAUUUGAUACUCAGGUGA
Molecule: messenger RNA, 1668 nt
Organism: Ichthyophthirius multifiliis
Lineage: Eukaryota; Ciliophora; Oligohymenophorea; Hymenostomatida
Exons: 4
Biological process (GO): cilium assembly; cilium movement
Cellular component (GO): cilium
Source: RefSeq, a predicted model, not a curated record